This is a messenger RNA of Photinus pyralis (common eastern firefly), 2601 nucleotides long. Its product is annotated as hepatoma-derived growth factor-related protein 2-like. Gene Ontology annotation, molecular function: zinc ion binding; nucleic acid binding. Lineage: Eukaryota; Metazoa; Arthropoda; Insecta; Coleoptera; Lampyridae. The transcript has a single exon. Bases 1 to 2601 code for a protein of 866 amino acids. The record is from RefSeq and is a predicted model, not a curated record.
AUGGCUACGAAAUGGACGCUGGCUGAAGCGUUAAACGGCAAACAACGCAUGAUGGAAACUUCGAGUAAAAACAUUCCCCGGGUGGGUCCGGAAGACCGGGAAUCCCACACCGCCGCUGGCGGUCUGCCCUAUGAGUACGGGGAGGGCGAUCAUGCAAGAGAAACACGACCACGGCAAGGAAACGGACACGAGUAUGGAAACCAGACAAGAGAGGAACGAGUAGCUGCUGACCGGAGCUACAUAGCACGUGAUGGCAAAAGAGACUACGUCGCGGAGAAGGAAGCUGCUACGGGCGCUAUAGACGAAGCAGAGACGGCGGAAGUGUUCGCGGAUGAUGGCGCGAGGGCACUGCUGGAGAUGAUCGAGCAGCAGCAAGUCAGUGAGGAUGGCUUUUUCGUUAGAAGAGAAUCGCUGGCGAGGACCCCGCCAUCGAAGGGGAAGGAAGAAGAAGGUCCUCAAGAUGGGACCUCGCAAAAGAGGAAGGCAGAAGGUAGCCCACUGAAGGAGGAUGAACCAAUUGAAGAGACCGACAAGGCGAUAGAAGAACUAAGAAGGUUGAUUGGAAGGGCAGUAGAUUUCACCAACUCGAAGGAGGGGAAAAAUGUUAACAAAACAAUUAAGGAAAUGAUUAAAGGGAUGGACAGAAACGCGAGGAAAGUUAUCAAGGUGAGGAAGGAUGAAAGUAACAGGAAGAGGAAUAAAAAUGCAAAAACACUGGAGGGAAAUGGUCAUGAAGUAAAGAAACAAGACAAAAAGAAGAAUACAGCAACGGAGGUACAAGGCUACAUGGACUCCCUACAAGGGAGAUAUGAACAGUUAGAGGCAAGGAUAAAGGUAUUGGAGGAAACAACGGAAAGACAGACCGAAACAAUUGAGCAGGAAAGGAAGAGGUAUAGGGAGUUGAGGGAGAAAUACGAGAAGGAAAAGGAAAAGAAGAGGGAAAGAGCAGACCCCUCGAGGGACGAGGAGACCGUAUUGAUUGAGAAUCUAAAAGGAAGUCUAGACAACCUGAAGAAAGAUCACGAGGCCCUACGGAGCAAAUAUGAGAAACUGGAACGGAGGUACCUGAAGGAAAGGGUUGGGUGGCUGGAAAACGAAGUCCGGAUACACACGAAGGAGGAAAUAGAGGAAAUCAUGGAAAGACCCAAAACAUUGGACAACUUCCUGAGGUUGGUGGCGGCAGAGUGGCCAAAGGAAGUUAGAGACAAAAUUAAAAUAAGUGACCUAUCGCCAUACGCAUGGGGAAAGGAAUAUGAUAUAGCCUUCUAUGUGGAGAAUGAUCACAAAAUGGAUAAAGAGAUUGCUAGGAAACUUAAGAAGGAAAUUCCGGAACUGGAGCUAUUAACGCCGACGGAGGCGAGCGACACGGGAGAGUAUCUCCAUUUGAUUAAGGAGAUGAAGAUCCCCAGUAGGAACCUGCAGUGCGGCGAACACUACGGGAAGUUGAUUAACACGGCAAAGGGGACCGAGAAACUAAUCGGGGUGUUCGGAGCAAUGAAUGGGCUCAGGGAGGUGUGCAUAAGGGAUAAAAGGCGCAAGGUAUUAAUAGCAGUAUGCGACAGUUGUGAGGAUAAGGAACUGGUCCGGAAGGCGGCGAUCUACCUCCUUGGAGAGGAAGUCCAGGUGGAGAUGACGGCACCCCGAGAGGUCAGAAACGGCGAGGAUGGAGAUUCCGCGACGGAAGAAGAAGACGUAGCGGACGGCAGCGGCAGCAAGAGAAGACGGAGAAGGAGGUCGACAAGGGGUAAACCACCAAAAAGGUCGGAAGCGGUCCUCAUCACCCUAGGUAGCAGUGAGACCUAUGCCGACGUGCUGAGGGAGAUGAGAGCCAGUGAAAUAGACGCGGGGGUCAGGAUCCAAGGCAUAACUAAGACGAGGGAGGGCAAUAUGCUGAUGCAGGUCGAAAGGGGCCAAGGAAAGGCGGAAGCGCUGAGGAAAAAACUUAGCGAAAAGAUGACUGGAAGGCAACUAAAGACAUUACAGGAAACGAGGAUUUUGGAAGUGCGGGACCUUGAUGCCAUCACCACCCAGCAGGAGGUGGCACUGGCAAUUAAGAAAACCCACCCGGAAGUAGAAGCCACGGUUAGAAGGAUGACCAAAACAGACAGAGAGCAGCAGAUUGCUCAGGUGGUGGUUGAACGAAGGGCUGCUGAGCAGAUUAUCGAGGGCGGAUAUUUAAGGGUCGGGUGGACCAUGUGCAGAGUGAGAGAGAAGACCAGGAACGAAGGGUGCUACAAGUGUUGGGAACAUGGGCAUGUAAGCAUCCAAUGCAAGGGCGUGGACAGGAGAGAGAUGUGUUUUAACUGCGGAAGCAGAGAACACCGGCUACGAGACUGCCGAAAUCGACCCUGCUGCGCGCUGUGCGAAGGCCAGGAAGAAGGGAAAGGAGUGGGCCAUAGGCCAAACAGCGACGAAUGCCGUUAUAAGCCUGACAGUGCCGCCCAGAAGUACGAGAGGGAAGGGUGUUAUCGAUGCGGCCAGAAGAGCCACUGGGCACGAGACUGUAAAAGUCAAACUGAGGCUGCAGAGGCUGUGAGGGAGAGCUGUGAUAAGCCGAAAGAAGGGCACCACCAACCAUGCCAGCAGAGCGACAGCACCUGA